CGAUCUAUAAUUUUCUAUUCCACGUUUUCAAAUUUGAUAGUUGGUGUUGAUAAAUGACUCGAUUUCAAACUAUAAUUGAAUUCACAGGUUUUUCUGAGGCUGAUAAAUUUUGUUCUAUAUUAUUAUUAUUUCUAUUCCUUUUUUCUAUAUUUUGGUAGCUUAUAUUUGAAUGAAUGACACAAAUUCGAACUAAAAUUCCAAUCACCACAGGUUAUUUUCUGGUUGAUAAUUGUUCUUAAUUACUUAACGAGCUUACUUCAGCUUACUACUUCUACUUUUCUAUUUACUACUAUUAAUUUAUUGUUACUUGAUACUUGUCACUACUUUCUCUUAUUCUUAUACUUCCUUAUUAAUUUAAGUUAUUAUCCAAGAAAAUAAUUACUUUCCCAUUUAUUAUAUCUAAGCUAAUAUUUCAACUUUAUUACUUACCAAUCUAACUUGCUACUUAUUACUACCCUACUUACGUAUUUUUUAUAAUCAAGUGGUCAUACUCGAAAAUAAUGCUCUAGUUGUCGAAUGGAAAAAUUUUGUCUAAAUGAACAUGGAAUAUCAAAUUGGUUCAAUCUGGACAUGGUGUCCAAGAAAAAUGUGCUUUAUAGCAUUUGAUCAAAGAGAUGUGAUUUGUUAAUUUGUGACUUGAUUAUACUAAUCAUAGAUCAGAUGUAUAGUAUAAAUCUUCACUUAGGUACUCUAUCUUCACUCACCAAGUGGUACCGAAUACUACUCACAUGUUCCUACUUGUUAGGUACUAUAAUUAUUCUAUUCAUUCUUCCAUGUAAUUUCAUAUUCAAGCGACUAUAUGCCACUACAAUGACGUUUUGAUUUUUGUGUUGUGUAUUUUGGAAAUUUUGCCAGUAAUUCCAACUAGAUCAGUCAAUAAUAAUAAAUUAUGACUUAGUAUUUCAUAUAAAUGCUUUAAGCUGCGUUUACACGAAAGUUAUAAACAAAAAUUUUAUUUCUCCGUCCUUAUAGAUUCUAUUAGAUUGAACAUAACGUAUCAUACACGUGAUGAACAUAUGUGCUUGUCAAGUUCCGUUCAAUCUAAAAGGACGUAAAAUAAUAACUUUGGUGUAAACGCAGCUUUACUAUAUGGCUGAAACAUAAUUUUUUUGGUUACAAAAUGCUAGCAGAAUAGAAAUUUAAUAAGAGUAACUUUCGAGUAAGUAAUAUGCUUUUGCUUGGAGUUGAAAAUUUAUUUCCAUGUGAUUCUCUCAUCAGCUUCUUUGUACAAAAUUGAUGGUAUAAUUUGAUCGUGCUAUAAUCUUUUGCUCAACCUUUUGAUUCAUUAGAAACAUAUAAGUUACCGUACCUCUGAACCAAAACUAUUGUUAUUAGUUAUUAGUGUAUCGUGUAUGGGAAACCGUAUUUUAUUCAGGAUAAUACCUUCAAUUGAUUAUUUAUUUUAGAUAAUAUAGAAAUGUCAUGCAAAAAUGAAAGGUGUUUUUAGUCCUACUAGAAAGGCUAAUAAUAUAAUAAUAAGGACCUUAUAGGCCUACUCAAGGAUCCAUUGGGCAGAAAAUAAAUAAAAAUGUGAUAAAGAUUGUAUAAACUAUCCAUAACUAGGUUUAUUGAACUAUAAAACAUAUUAUAAUUCUAGUGAUGAGAAUGGUGAUUCUUGUGCUCUGUUGAAAAUUUAUUCAAAUGUUCCACAUCACUGAUAGUUUACGUUUCUCGUCAUUAACGAUAGUUGUAAUUGAAUGUGAUUUAAUAGAGAUGAGAGAGUUUUUGUUAGGAUACAUUAAAAAGAAUGUUUUUUUAUUAUUAUAAAUUGACGCCAUUUCAGAAUGAAAUUUGACUGAUUUUAAAUUUUGAUAAUAAAUUUUGUUGAAAUAAAAAAUUGCAUAUCCAUCUUACAACCUGAACGUCCCAAAUAGAGUUGAAACACAGAAAUGUUAACUUUCCAUCAAAGUUGUUUUAUUUCUAUCCAUGUUGUCAUUACAAUAGUUGAGUUAGUAUUAAGGUUGAAUUUAGCAGUUAUUUUCAAUUUAAACUAUAUACAUAGUCGGCGAAUACAGAUAGGUACAUUGAGUGAGCAUAAACACUUCCCACUUUGAAACUGAUAGUUUCAGAAAUGGAUUCCCAUAGAAUUCAAAUACUGAAUUGAUGUAAGGUACAGUACUGAUGUUUUUAAUAAAUCACAAUUAAUUAAUAGUAUUGUUGAACAAAAUUGUUCAGUUUUCUGUAUGGAACUCUGUGUACUAUAGUUUAGAACAUAGCUCAAACAAUAUCUCUGAAUUAGUGACUAUUUGAUCAAUAACUAGACUAUUUCAAACAGACGAGAUACUUUUAGUUGAAAAUUCGAUAUUUUGUAGUUAAUGAAUCAAGUUAUUCUAUUUUUAGUAUACUAAAUACUCCACUCGAAAAAACUCAACUAUUCUAGAAAAAUAAAAAUUCUAAUUUUGAUAUCCAAUUGAAAUUCAGCUUUGUCAUGAUUUUUUCUUGAACAUAGUCCCAAUCUUGUGCACUAUCAAACUGAAAUUAGAUUUGUCGGAGAUAAAUCGAGAAUAAUUCUAAUUGAAUUGCCGAUUGGAAUAAUUCAUAUUUUUACCCUGAAUAAUCCGGAAUAUGAAAACCCUGAUGAUGAUAGUAAUAGAGGAGAUUUGAAUGUUUCAGAUUGGUCGAUUUUGUUUGAGCGCAAGAUGUCUGAUGGCGCAUUUGCGUGCGUGCGUUGCAGUCGAAGAUACAAGUACAAGAAAACUCUGGUGAGACACCUGAAGUACGAGUGUGGUCAAAUGCCCACGUUUUCCUGCCAUAGAUGCGACAGAAAGUUCAAACAUAAGAAUUGAUAGAGUACGCACUGCGCGUGGGCUCGAGCCGCUUCGACAAGAGAAUGCUGCUGUCAGCUGCCGAGGACUCGCUGGAACGCAGGCUGUGUCCCUCGCAGCUGCCUGGUGCGCAUGCGUGUCCCACCUGUCACCGCAUCUACACCUACAAGAACAACCUUAUGCGUCACAUUCGGGUCGAGUGCGGCAAACAGCCCAGUCAGAUGUGUCCCUACUGCACGUAUCGCAGCAAGCACAAGGGCGACGUUCUGCGUCACCUCAAAACCAGGCACCGCGAUGUCGCCCUCUUCUCUUGAUCCGCACAAUCUUUGACCAUCUACCAGGAUUCUCUCGAUUCAUCACUGAUCCUCCUGAGGACCUUCAUUUUAUUAUCAACAUAUAUAUCUAUUAUUAUUUUCUUGAGUUUAUUCCUACUGUUUUUUUUAUUUUCAUUGAUAUUCUUUCUUCUGAUAUUGUUUUAUCAUCACCAUAAAUUUAUUAUUAUUUUUUUUGUUUAUUCCUACUGCUUUUUUAAAUUUUCAUUGAUAUUCUUACUUCUGUUACAGUUCUUGGUGAGAUGUAAUGAUAUGUAUCCUUAUUGAAACACUAGAAUAUUGUUUAAAAAUAUCAAAAAGUUUGAAUUUUUACACUGAAGAUUACACCACAGGUGUAUGUAACUUUUCAAUAAAUUCAUGAUAUUUCUAGACAAUAUUCUAGUGUUCCAAUAUUCUUUCUCUUUUGUAUUUGUAUUAUGACCCUCAAACCUUGAAAGGGUUUCAAGUCUAUAAUCUUUACAAGUAGGUAAAGAUCUUUUGGAAUCGUAACUUUUGUUUCAAAUAUGUGUUUCUUCGACCUUCACCAAAAUUAUGAUUUCUAUUAGUUUCUGUGCUCGUUUUUCGAACUUUUAUGUUCUUCAAAUUGUAACCCUUUGAUUUGCAUUUCCAAUUAUGUUUGUUUUAUUUUUCCUGUGCUAUUCCGGUGUUUUAUUUUCGCUUUUGACAAGUAUUUCUAUGAUCAUGAAAUCUUAAAUUAUUAUGAUUCACUCUUAUUUGUUACUGUGUAUGAUCUUCUGAAUCCUUACGGUAUCAAAACUCAGUUAUCUUAUUAAUUUUACUUAUUUGAUCCUAAUCAUAAGUUAUGAUUUAAAACUUUCUCCUGACUACUAUUUUCUAUAAGUUAAUCAUUGUUUUUUCAUGCUAUCUUCUUCAGUAGGUACUCAUGAUUUUCCAAAUAAUAUUUUAUUGGGUCUUGUUCAGAUAUUUAUCAUAUCAAUCUACGAAUGCCUAUUUUUCAAUGGAACGUGUUUUGCGACGUUUGGAAAACAUUCAACAAUGAACUUGAUAUCAAUAUCGUUUUUUAAUUCAAUAUAAUAAGAAUUACUUGAUAAAUGUUAUAUUCAUCUAUUAUUUUGGUUCAUUUAGGAGUUCCGUAUUUGAUAUUAUGAUUUAAUAUUGUUUUUGUGUGUAGCCGGUUUGGAAGGUUUUGUUGGAUUAAACGUCAUAAUAUAUUUUUAACUUAUCUCAUAAAAUUUAACCAAAUAAUGUAAUAGUCCAGUCACUAACUAUAUACAUUGGUGCAUGCAAUUUAUAUUGUAGUUCUGAUUUUUUAAUAUAUUAUUUGGGUACAUAAGAGAAGUCCAGAACCAAUUUCUUCAUGCAAAAUUUCCUUGUGCUAGAUACAGAAUGGCCCAAAAACCUCGUAUUUUCGGCUCAUUUUCCAGUUUUUUAGCCAUUUACAGCCAUUUUUAAAAUCUUCUGUAACCUUCGAACUGUAUUUGAAUCAAAAGUAUCAUUUAUUGGAGUGGGUAGAGGGGGACAAUUUUCACAUCCUCACUAGAUUUGGAAAUUUUAUCAGAAGUAUUUCACAAGAUAUGCAGCUUUGAAUAAAGAAAUUGGCCAUUUUUUGUUUAUUGGAAUA
Molecule: messenger RNA, 4679 nt
Organism: Nilaparvata lugens (brown planthopper)
Lineage: Eukaryota; Metazoa; Arthropoda; Insecta; Hemiptera; Delphacidae
Product: longitudinals lacking protein, isoforms A/B/D/L-like
Exons: 2
Coding region: 2831-3079 (82 amino acids)
Source: RefSeq, a predicted model, not a curated record